This is a messenger RNA of Caenorhabditis auriculariae, 1053 nucleotides long. NCBI's taxonomy places the organism in Eukaryota, Metazoa, Nematoda, Chromadorea, Rhabditida, Rhabditidae. The record is from the annotation of a GenBank genome assembly.
AUGCACGUAAUUUCUCUUGCUGUUCUGAUUCUUUUUCUAGAUAUAUCUUGCGCUAGCAGGGACAACUUGGCGCUCGCUUGGUAAUUUUCAGAAACCGAUUUUGUUCUGAUUCUUGAAGGUGCCCAUGGAGCACACAUCGCCGGUGCACCGACGGUCUGACGUGCAUCCAGAAGUCGUGGAUGUGCGACGGCCGCGUCGACUGUGGCGACGCCUCCGACGAGUUGCCACACUUAUGUCACAAACGCGGAUCCUUAGGCAAACUUGUAGGCUACUUUUACAUCUUCUCUAAAAAAUCGUUCGAUAAUCAAUUAGAUAGCUUUAAAAACAUUUAUUUUUUUGACAAAUAAUACCAAGCAAAGAAACCCUGAUUGAAAAAUGAUGCUUGUCGUUAAUUUUUUUCGUUAACUAAUUAAUACAAAAAGAAUCAAGACUCCUGACGCCAAAAAAGAGCGAAAUUGUAGAUUCACAGAAAAAACUCAUUUAGAAGAAAAAUAUAAGGAAAUUCAGCGAUAAACUAUCAUUUCCUAUCAUUUCUAUACUCAAGAACUGAGAAAAAGCCCCAGUUGUGUAAUGUAUAACUCAAAAAAAAAUUGGGCGACAAUUUCAAUUAAAAAAUCUCAAAAAAAGGUCUUCGUGUUUUUGAAGUAAUAAUAUGAAGACGCAAUUCUUGUGCCUUCGAAUAUAAAAAAAUGAGUUAAAAAAAAAGCAGACUACAGUUUAUUGACAAAAUCAGCUCGUCGAAAAUUCAAUUUUAACUCGAUUUAAAAUUGAAAACGUCGAAAAAGGGGUUUUAUUAGUUGUCAGUUCUCAAAAUGCAGCCGUCGGGCAGCAGGAUCUUCGUUUCGAUUGCUCGAAAGUGUCCUCAAAGUUGGUUUUUCUGUCAAGACGCCAAGGCAUGCAUCCAGCCAAACCUCGUCUGUGACGGCAAAAGCGACUGUCGGUGAGUUGCUCACUUCGAACCGAAUUCCAAUCCAAACGUUAAGAGAUGGAAGCGACGAAACACUGCCGUGCUACGAAUUCAGGCAGAGAAAGCGGUCAACCGCGCUUCCUUAG